This is a messenger RNA of Periconia digitata, 2587 nucleotides long. NCBI's taxonomy places the organism in Eukaryota, Fungi, Ascomycota, Dothideomycetes, Pleosporales, Periconiaceae. The record is from the annotation of a GenBank genome assembly.
CCACGUACCAGCUCUCGCCGAUUAACCCAUAACACCACCAUCAUCAUGCCUCAGCCGUUACCCGCGAAAGAAUCCUCGCUGUUCCGACAGGUGGUCAAAUUCUACGAAUCCAAACAAUACAAGAAAGGCCUCAAGUCUGCCGACCAGAUCCUCAAGAAACACCCCAAUCAUGGCGAUACCCAAGCCAUGAAGGCUCUCAUCCUCAAUUCGCAAGGCCACGGCGAAGAGGCAUUUGCCCUGGGGAAACUCGCUCUCAAGAGUGACAUGAAGUCGCACGUCUGCUGGCACGUGUACGGCUUGCUGUGGAGGUCGGUGAAGAAUUACGAGGAGGCGGUCAAGGCGUACAAAUUCGCCUUGAGGAUAGAACCCGAUUCGCAGAACAUUUUGCGCGACCUUGCUUUGCUCCAAUGUCAGAUUCGCGACUUCGAAGGCUACAUUGAGAGCCGACGGAAGAUUCUUGAUGCGCGACCGCAGCUCAGGCAGAAUUGGACCGGUCUGGCAAUCGCAUACCACCUUUCCGGUAACUACAAGCAGGCCGAGCACAUUCUGGUCACAUACGAGGAGACUCUGAAGACAGCUCCGUCCAAGACCGACCUCGAACACUCCGAAGCCACACUCUACAAGAACACCGUCAUCGCCGAAUCCGGCGACACAGAGCGGGCAUUGACGCACCUACACGAGGUCAUGAAGGCUAACUUGGAUAAGACAGCUGUGUUGGAGCUCAAGGCCAAAUACCAACUCCAGCUUGACAGGAAAGAGGACGCCGCAAAGACAUACCGGGCACUGUUGGCCCGCAACAGCGAAUACCGCGCGUACUACGAUGGACUAGAAAAGGCACUUAGCUUGGACAGGUCCGACGAUGCGUCUAUCCCAAAACUGAAGGAACUCUACGAUGGCUAUGCCAACAAGAACGAGCGUAACGAUGCUGCCCGACGGAUACCCUUGGAUUUCCUUAAAGGCGAUGAAUUCAAAACGGCUGCUGAUCAGUAUUUACGCCGAAAGCUCAACAAGGGCGUUCCGUCCACAUUUCCAAACAUUAAAGCUCUCUACGCGGACGCGGAAAAGAAGGCCAUAAUUGAAGAUCUCGUGCUUGGAUACGCCUCGGAGAAGAGCAUGAACGGCUCGGCGGACGGCAAAGCUCACGAAGAAGCUUCUCAAUUUGCAGAUUCUGUGACCUAUUUUCUUGCCCAGCACUAUACCUAUGUCCGAAGCCGGGACCUUGAAAAGGCUAUGCAGUACAUUGAGCGCUUGCUCGAGAAGAACCCCAAAUCUGUCGAUUACAACCAAAUAAAAGCACGGAUAUGGAAACACUACGGCAACACUCAGAAGGCCGCAGAUACGAUUAAUCACGCUCGCGAAUUAGACUUGAAGGAUCGUUAUAUCAACACAAAAUGCGCAAAGUACCAGCUCCGCAACAACGAAAACGAAAAGGCACUAGAAACUAUGAGCAAAUUCACUAGGAAUGAAGCCGUCGGAGGUCCGCUUGGCGAUUUGCAUGAUAUGCAGUGCAUGUGGUUCCUCCUUGAGGAUGGAGAGGCGCACAUGCGUCAGAACAACGUGGGCCUUGCCCUCAAACGAUUCACGGCCAUUGCGGAUAUAUUCGAGGUAUGGCAGGAAGAUCAAUUCGACUUCCACAGCUUUUCGCUGCGAAAAGGACAGAUCCGGGCGUACAUCGACAUGGUCAGAUGGGAAGACCACCUUCGAGACCACCCGUUCUUCACUCGCGCAGCUCUGUCCGCCAUCAAACUGUACACGAGGCUGUAUGACAACCCGGACCUCGCGAAGGGCAACAGUGUCGACCUGAAUGGCCUCGAUGCAGCUGAGCGGAAAAAGGCCCUCAAGAAGCUGCAGAAGGAGCAAGAAAAAAUAAAGAAGGCCGAGGCGGACCGGAAAGCUGCUGCUGCCGCUAAAGCCACCGCAAAGGCAGACGAUGGCGAAGUCAAGAAAGAAGAUACUGAUCCUAAAGGCGAAAAGCUGUUACAAACCAAAGAGCCGCUGGAAGUCGCCUUGAAAUUCCUGACGCCACUUCUGGAGCUCAGCUCGCGGAACAUCGAGGGACAGAAUCUCGGCUUCCAGGUGCACUUGAGACGAGGCAAACCUUUGCUGGCUUUCAAGUGUCUGCAAGCCGCGAAAGAGUUGGAUCCCAGCCACCCUAGCGUCCACAAGAAUGCCAUUCUUCUGCGAAACCACUUGAACAACCUCAAAGAACCCCUCCCAGAACCCAUCGCAGAAUCCAUCAAGCAAAACUUCACAACCCCACCACCCACCGCCGACGUCGCCGCCCUAAAAGCCCUCAACGACGAAUACAUCAAAGCGCACUCGUCCAGCCCAUCGCACCUCCAUAGCGCGUACGACGUCCGCCACCACCUCGACGCGGCAUCCAAGUCCCAGAACGAGGAUGAUUUGCUGAAGACGCUAGAUUUGAAGGGAAUUGAGCUCGGCGAGGCUGCGGCGGGUGUGGGGCUGUUGAGGGAGUGGAAGAGCGAAGGGAAGGUGCUGGAUAAGUACUGUGAGAAGGCGAGGGGGAAGUGGGACGGUGCUGCCACGUUUGUGAGGUAAUCGAGAUGUGUGUAGUAUGUAGUGUAUG